Messenger RNA from Parasteatoda tepidariorum (common house spider), 4202 nucleotides. It is a transcript of the gene Cyfip, whose product is annotated as Cytoplasmic FMR1-interacting protein Sra-1. NCBI's taxonomy places the organism in Eukaryota, Metazoa, Arthropoda, Arachnida, Araneae, Theridiidae. Gene Ontology annotation, biological process: regulation of actin filament polymerization. The record is from RefSeq and is a predicted model, not a curated record. Gene Ontology annotation, molecular function: small GTPase binding.
UCGUUCAUAGACGAUCCUCUGCUUCCUGAAAAUAAAUAAAUAAAAUCAUAAUAGUAAAUAAUCAGGGUGUGAAUGAUAUUUUGAAUGAAAUUGUUUGAAAUGAAGGAAUAAAAAAAAAGCUUUUGACUUGUGUCGAAAUGAGGGAAAGUAUGGCUGCCGAGAAAGUUACUCUCUCCGAUGCUCUUUCUAAUGUUGAUGUACUUGAUGAAUUACCAUUACCUGAUCAACAACCUUGCAUUGAGGCUCAACCAUGUAGCAUUGUGUAUCAUUCAAAUUUUGAUACUAAUUUUGAAGAUCGCAAUGCUUUCAUCACGGGACUUGCUAAGUACAUUGAAGAAGCUACUGUGCACGCAGAACUUAAUGAAAUGCUCGAAGAAGGUGAAGAGCAUGCAGUUAUGCUCUACACUUGGCGAUGUUGUUCAAGAGCCAUUCCUCAGCCUAAGUCUAACGAGCAACCCAAUCGCGUUGAAAUCUACGAAAAGACUGUUGAGGUGUUGGCACCGGAAGUAAAUAAGCUGCUUAAUUUCAUGUAUUUUCAAAGGCGUGCUAUCGAAAGGUUCAGCACUGAGGUGAAACGUUUGUGUCACGUUGAAAAAAGGAAAGAUUUCGUUUCCGAGGCCUAUUUGCUCACCCUCGGUAAGUUUAUAAACAUGUUUGCCGUGCUGGACGAACUCAAGAACAUGAAGUCGAGUGUAAAAAACGACUACGCUACCUAUCGCAGAGCCGCGCAAUUUUUAAAAGUAAUGGCGGAUUCUCAAGCAUUGCAAGAAUCUCAGAAUCUAUCAAUGUUUCUCGCAACGCAGAACAGAAUAAGAGAUACUCUCAAAGAAAAUUUGGAGAAAAUCUCUGGAUAUGAAGAACUGAUGGCUGACGUUGUUAACAUAGCUGUACAGAUGUAUGAAUAUAAAAUGUACAUGCUACCCACUGAAAAACACAUGCUUGUUAAAGUCAUGGGCUUCACGCUGUUUUUGCUGGAUGGGGAAAUCUCAAAUAUCAAUAAAAUGGAUCAAAAGAAACGCGUUAAUAUCGCCAAGAUUGAUAAGAUCUUUAAGCAGCUCGAGAUGGUACCCCUGUUUGGAGACAUGCAAAUUGCUCCUUUUAAUUACAUAAAGCGUAGUCCUCAUUACGAUCAGUCUCGCUGGCCUCUGGCGAGCUCUAGCUCUCCCAGUCCCCAAUCAGAUUUGCUGCAGCACUUGCCCACCAUAAGGGAUGAAUAUGUCCGCUACAUCAGCGAGUUGGCUCGACACAACAACGAGGUGACCACGACUGUCAAAGAAACUCCCCGCACUGAUUCGGAAAACAAAGAGCUGACCGAAAUAGCUCUCCAGGGCUUACAGUUGCUGUCAGAUUGGAGCACUCAUGUGACUGAAUUGUAUUCUUGGAAACUCAUGCAUCCAACAGACCAUCAUCAGAACAAACAGUGUCCACAGGAAGCUGAAGAAUACGAACGGGCCACUCGGUACAACUAUAGUGACGAGGAAAAGUUUGGCCUGAUUGAAGUGAUUGCUAUGAUCAAAGGUCUGCAAGUGCUCAUGAGUCGUAUGGAGACGGUUUUUACAGAUGCCAUACGUAGACACGUUUACGCAGAACUGCAAGAAUUUAUUCAGGUAACACUCAGAGAACCACUCAGGAAAGCAGUUAAAAACAAAAAGGAUUUAAUUCGUAGCAUAAUUCUUGCCGUUCGUGAAACGUGCGCUGAUUGGCUUAGAGGUUCAGAACCGCAUGAAGAUCCAGCUUUGAAAGGUAAAAAGGAUCCUGAAAAUGGAUUCGAUAUUAAAGUGCCCCGCCGAAAUGUUGGCCCAUCAAGCACUCAACUGUACAUGGUUCGGACUAUGCUGGAGUCCUUGAUAGCUGAUAAGAGCGGAGGUAAGAGGACCUUGAGGAAAGAUAUUGACGGUCCUUACCUUAUCGCGAUUGAUGUGUUUCAUAAGGCAUCUUUUUACUGGAACUAUUUGUUGAAUUUCAGUCAGACUCUGCAAGAAUGCUGUGACCUAUCAGCUUUGUGGUAUCGGGAAUUUUACCUCGAAAUGACUAUGGGGAAGAGGAUUCAAUUUCCCAUUGAAAUGUCCCUCCCUUGGAUACUGGCCGAUCACAUAUUGAAAACUAAAGAUUCAUCCAUGAUGGAGUGUGUAUUAUAUCCUCUUGAUUUGUACAAUGAUAGUGCAUACUAUGCACUGACAAAGUUUAAGAAACAGUUCCUCUAUGAUGAAGUUGAGGCAGAAGUUAAUUUGUGUUUUGAUCAACUUGUAUACAAACUAUCUGAACAGGUUUUUGCUUACUACAAACACCUGGCCGGUAGCAUCCUACUCGAUAAAAGAUUCCGCGCGGAGUGUGCUAGUUACGGCACAUGCUUCCAUUACCCCCCUGCGAACCGUUACGAAACUCUUCUGAAGCAGAGGCACGUUCAGCUGUUAGGGCGAUCUAUUGAUUUGAAUCGCCUGAUCGCUCAGCGAGUGAAUGCUGCUUUGCAAAAGUCUUUAGAUUUGGCAAUCAGUAGAUUUGAAGCUGGUGACAUUACAGGCAUUGUUGAGCUGGAAGGAUUAAUCAAAGUCAAUAAACUGGCCCACAAGCUUCUUGGGAAGUACGUCAUUUUGGACGACUUUGACUCAAUGCUUCGCGAGGCAAAUCACAAUGUCUUAGCUCCAUAUGGUCGUAUAUGCCUACAUGUAUUUUGGGAACUGAAUUUUGAUUUUUUGCCCAAUUAUUGCUAUAAUGCAGCUACCAAUCGAUUUGUGAAAGUAAAAGAUAUCACGUUCACUCAGCCCGUAGCUCGAGACAAACCGCCGGCUGCUCAUCCUAACUAUUUCUUCGGUACGAAAGCCUUGAAUGUGGCCAACAGCACUAUUUAUGGCAUGUACACCGGUUUCGUCGGAUCGCCUCAUUUCCGAUCCAUCUGUCGCCUGUUGGGAUAUGAGGGAAUUGCCGUCGUCAUGGAAGAGCUCUUGAAAAUAGUUAAAAGCUUGAUCCAGGGCACAUUGUUGCAGUACACGUCCACCCUAAUGAAUGUUAUGCCUAAAGUGUGCAAGUUGCCCCUUUAUGAAUAUGGAUCACCCGGCGUUUUGCACUAUUAUCAAGCUCAGCUUACCGAUAUUGUUCAGUAUUCCGAUGUGAAGACUGAAAUGUUUGAAGCCUUUCGGGAAGUGGGGAAUGCUAUUUUGUUUUGCCUAUUGAUUGAGCAGAGUUUGUCCCAAGAAGAGGUGUGCGAUUUGCUGAAUGCUGCUCCAUUCCAAAAUAUACUUCCACGUCCUUACUGUAAAGAUGGAGAGAAGCCGGAAACGAAAUUAAAGAGACUUGAAGCGAAAUAUGCCCCCCUGCAGGUUGUUUCAAACGUGGAAAGGCUGGGAACGGGUAAACAAGCUGCCAUCGCUCGCGAAGGAGAUCUACUCACCAAAGAAAGAUUAUGUUGCGGCUUGUCUAUAUUUCAAGUGAUACUGACGAAAAUUAAAUCUUACUUGGAUGAUCCCAUUUGGACAGGAGCGCCACCUAUGAACGGCGUCAUGAAUGUGGAUGAAUGCACAGAGUUUCAUCGCUUGUGGAGUGCUUUACAGUUUGUUUACUGCAUUCCUGUUGGAGAAAAUGAAUUUACAGUUGAAAUGCUAUUUGGAGAGGGAUUAAAUUGGGCGGGAUGCGCCAUGAUCAUGCUGCUCGGUCAGCAGAAGCGGUUCGAAGCCCUCGAUUUUUGUUACCACCUGUUAAAAGUUCAGAGAGUAGACGGAAAAGACGAAGUUGUUAAGGGAAUCCCUUUAAAAAGAAUGGUGGAUCGUAUUAGAAGAUUUCAAGUUCUAAACAGUCAGAUAUUUGCUAUUUUAAACAAAUAUUUAAAAUCAGGGGAGGCAGACAAUAUGCCAGUCGAGCAUGUUCGGUGCUUUCAACCUCCUAUUCAUCAGUCAAUUGCUGCCAUAACUGGACAACAAAAUAUUACCACAAUUUACAUGAGAACUGAUGGAAUGUCAAAAUAAUUUAUCAUUAUUAAGCCAAAGAAAUUUUUUACUUAAAAACUUUUGUAAUCCUUAUAUAUCUUUUAGCUGUUAUGGUAGGUGUUUAUUUUAUACCUUUUCCAUAUUAUGCAUCAAGUAAAGUAAGAACCUGAAAGAAAACAUUCUUGAACUUAUUUUGAUGCUUGGAAUUCUCUUAGUAAUUUUUUAGAGAAUGAAAAUGCAUUUAAUUCUCUGUAAAUAAAUAUAUAUAUAUAUGUUGGUAUG